Messenger RNA from Contarinia nasturtii (swede midge), 2574 nucleotides. RefSeq lists its product as uncharacterized. The record is from RefSeq and is a predicted model, not a curated record. The transcript has 4 exons. The coding region runs from base 437 to 2536 and encodes 699 amino acids. Lineage: Eukaryota; Metazoa; Arthropoda; Insecta; Diptera; Cecidomyiidae.
UAUGUACAUUGUACACGGUAUUUGGAGCGCGUAUACCUUGACUUUUGAUCAACCCUGCCAUUCUUCUCAAAUGCAAAAUAAAAGAAAAAAAAGACAAGCUACACAGUAAACAUAGGAUAUCAUACAUUUUGGUAAUAAGCCGGCAUCGAUUUAACGAACGGGAGAGAACGUCACAAGAAAUGGAGAAGAAAAGUGUGUAAUGAGAGAGAGAAAGAGUGUGUGUGUAUGUGUAUGUGCUGAGAGAAAGAGAGUAAAAUCCGAAGUGACAGAAUUUAGCGGGCAACUGUCACAAUUGGCCAUAACCUCACAUAACAAACAAAAAAGUGUAAAUAAACAAAUUCGCACAAGUUGCGCAUAAUCAAAAUUUUCAAAAAGUUUUUGGACAAAAAAAAAAUCAAACAAAUAAAUAAAAGUGCAUGUUUUCUUUCAAACGAACAUGGAAAUAGCUGAGAAAUUCGCUUAUCGAACGGAUCAAUUUAUACCGUUUAGUUUGCAUCGAACGACCGAAAGUGAAUUGUAUUGUGUUAGUAGUCGAACAAAAGUUUAUAUAUCCGAAUUAAUUUACAGUCAUCAUUGCGAUGAACGAAUUUUUAUGGAACAAUCGGUGCUUGGCGAUUUAACGAAAUUUAUGCCAAGUCGUGGUGUACCAAAGAAUGCGGCAAAUAUUUUUAAUAAAUCUACAAAACCCGAACAAGAUCGUUUAUUGGUUGACUAUCAUUUGAUGACAGAAGAAUUGAAAGUGAAUGGUGAACGUGUUGCAUUGGCUCAAACACGAUGGUCACCGAUACAAUCGCAUUUAUCCGGAAAAUACUAUUUGGCAUAUUUAACCAAUUUUGGUGGUUGUGAAAUUCGUCAAAAACAUGCGGGCAAAUUUUCAUGGUGCCUCGUUGUGCAUAAUAUUGCAAAGGAAUGGUUAAUUUUACGUCAGAAAGAUAUAAAAUAUGCGCUCAAUUCAUUUGAAUCGUUUGAAGAUGCCGUUUAUGGCAUUAAAAUUACGGCCAUUUCAUGGAAUCAACGGUUGGAUGUUAAGGAAUGUGAAAAUUUGGAGUUUUGCUUCGUCACAGCCAAUGGAACCAUUGCAUUUUACAAUAUUGGCGGUGAAACACUUGAACUACAAUUCCAAAAGAAACUGAACUGCAAACAAGCCAAUGCCAUCGAAUGGUUCACUUUUACGGAUAAAAACAAUCGACGUCGAUCUUAUAUUGUUGCAUGUGAAAUCAAGGGUGUAAUUAGUCUAUUUAGCGUACGAUAUGAACAAAUUGCAACUAAGUCAACCACCACUAGCACCAGCAUCGGAAGCAUUGCGGAUGUUAUUGAAUCAGCGCAACUAUUUUCCGAUUCGGACGGUGUUUGCGCCAAUGGCAUCCAAUGGGAAUAUUAUCAACAAUGCAAUCAACUUGUCUUUGUCAUUUGCAAGGGAAUGCAUGUGUUUGCCUAUUUAUUUAGCCUCGACAAAGAAACUGUUGUAUCAUCAUGCAACCAUUACGUCGGACAUUUAACGAUAAAUGGUAUAACGAAACGAAAACCAUUGGAAUACGUUGUUGGGACAUUGAGUGGGCACUUGGAGUGUAUACGAUUCAAAAUCGAUGAAAAUACAAUUGCAGUAAAUUCAGAGGCGUUAAAACCACCAAACGGACACUCUAAGUAUGCACUUUAUGGUGUAGCCACUUCAAUAAACAAUGCAUUUCUUUUGUGUGCAUAUUUUGCCGGAAGGCCAUACGAUCAUCUGUCAUUGCGUGAACCAGGUCAUUUGACUGUUUGUCAUCAACUUGGCGGACAAAAAUCAUUGGAAACAUUACAAAAUAGUACGACAUACAAUUUAUCACGGGCCCAAGAUUUGGCCGAAUCAAUUCGAUGUGCACAACUUCGACAUGACAAAAUAUUUGAAAACUACCUCAAGACAUAUCCCAGUGAAAUAGAAUGCAACGAACAAUAUGCGUAUGCAUUAAAAGUUCGUUUAUUGGUAACGAGUGCUCGCCGCACAUAUUUACGCCAAAAAAAUCGUAUAAUUGAAUGUGGCAAUGUGAACAGCGAAUACAAUGUACUGAAAAAGUUCAUCUUGACUCUUCAAUCCUACUCGAUAUUGUUGCAUCUCAAUAAAAUUGCCAAAAAAUUAAAUGAAUUUCAAAUAAUAUCGGCACAGUGCCAUCGACGUUCGUUGUAUGAGUUUAUCAAUUUAAAUGUGGCCAAAGAAUAUGAAUCGAUCAAAGUGCAAUUUCAUCCAUUGAUUGAAACAUUAUUAACAAAAUCGGAUGGACUCGAUAAGCGGGCUAUUGAAAAAUGUGCAUAUUGUGAUGCACCGGUCGAUGGUGUCAAAGGAGUGUGCGAACUAGAACAUAAUUUACCAAGAUGCUGCAUUUCAAUGGUACAAAUACCAUUGAUGAACCAACGUCAAUGCAUUCAUUGUCAAAGUUUUGCGCUGGACGACAUUUCAAAAUUAAAACAAAUUUUACCCUCACUCAAAUCAAUCAUUUGUCCAUUAUGUGACCUGCCAUUGGAUCAACAACAUCUCAAUUUUUUCGAUUAUUUUGAAUAAAGUCGGAAAUUUUAAUCCAAAAAGAAAUUUGUACAAGA